This is a messenger RNA of Spinacia oleracea (spinach), 717 nucleotides long. RefSeq lists its product as uncharacterized. The coding region runs from base 1 to 717 and encodes 238 amino acids. NCBI's taxonomy places the organism in Eukaryota, Viridiplantae, Streptophyta, Magnoliopsida, Caryophyllales, Amaranthaceae. The transcript has a single exon. The record is from RefSeq and is a predicted model, not a curated record.
AUGGAGGUAUCCACUCCUUCGGAGCCUCCAGAUAAGGUUAUGCAUGAUGCAACGCAUGUCAAUAAAGCGACGGCUCAGGCUAAGGGCUCGCAAUCAUUCAGGGAGGUGGUUGCGUCUUCAUCCCAAUGGUUUGCAGAGGCAAGGAAAAUUGUGUCCGCAUCACGGGAUUGGGAGGAUGGUGAUGAGUUAAGUCCAGAGGGUGGUUUGGCGGUCAAGUUCGACAAACUAACCUUGGACAGGUUAAGAUCGCCAUGGAGGUUAACUUUGAUGGGGAAAUGUCUUGGGAUCAAGGUUCGUUCAGCAUACAUGGAAUCUAGAGUUCGAGCUAUGUGGAGGAUUAAGGGAUCCUUAGAGGUUAUAGAUGUUGGGCAUGAUGUGUUUUUGUUUAGGUUUACUCAGCCGGAUGAUUUUGAAAGGGCACUUUUUGGUGGCCCGUGGUUCAUACUUGAUCACUAUCUUAUGAUUUCUACAUGGAAACCAAAUUUCCGGCCGUCAAAGGAUGGUUUUGAUACUAUGUCGGUUUGGAUACGUAUUGAUGAACUUCCAGUUGAAUAUUAUGAUAAGGAGGCACUCUUUGCGAUUGCACAGUUGGUUGGUAAGCCGAUCCGGGUGGACUAUGCAACCGAUAAGGUCACUAGGGGUCGUUAUGCAAGAGUUUGUGUGGAAAUAAUGUUGUCAAAACCUUUGAUCACAAAGGUUUGGAUUGGUGGGGCCUGA